AUGACAACAGCUGCACCGCCAACAAUCCCGCAGACGGAGCUGGUCUCCCCCAGCCUCAAGCCCCAGGAGCUCUCGUUUCCGCUACCCAAGGCCCUGCAUACGACCGGACAUGUCCAUUUAACCUUCUUGGGGCAUUGUGCCGUCGUCCAUCUGGCCACUUCCACUCCGGGUGACUCGUCGGGCUCCUUUAAGCCCAUGGGUAGCUUUGUUUAUGCCAUGCCUAAUCGAACAUCCUCAAAUUCAACAAUAUCGACUACUCUGUACACGACACCAUCCAGUAUCGAAUACACGACACGGGUGGCCAAGAUCCUUGCUCGGCGCAUGCGGCAGCCGGUCUAUGUCGGGUGUAGCAUCGAUCCCAAUGGGCUCGGACAGACUGUGGAGGAAGAAAUGGAAGGCCUUGCGAGCUUUGUGAACCUGAUUGUGGAGAAAUACGAAGCACAAAAGCAGCAAUAG
Messenger RNA from Penicillium canariense, 456 nucleotides. Its product is annotated as proteasome assembly chaperone 4 family protein. The transcript is spliced from 2 exons. The coding region runs from base 1 to 456 and encodes 151 amino acids. NCBI's taxonomy places the organism in Eukaryota, Fungi, Ascomycota, Eurotiomycetes, Eurotiales, Aspergillaceae. The record is from RefSeq and is a predicted model, not a curated record. Gene Ontology annotation, biological process: proteasome assembly.